Messenger RNA from Phascolarctos cinereus (koala), 927 nucleotides. Its product is annotated as taste receptor type 2 member 1-like. Lineage: Eukaryota; Metazoa; Chordata; Mammalia; Diprotodontia; Phascolarctidae. Gene Ontology annotation, biological process: G protein-coupled receptor signaling pathway; detection of chemical stimulus involved in sensory perception of bitter taste; sensory perception of taste. Gene Ontology annotation, molecular function: bitter taste receptor activity; G protein-coupled receptor activity. Gene Ontology annotation, cellular component: membrane. The record is from RefSeq and is a predicted model, not a curated record.
AUGAUAGGUCCAUUCUCAUUUGUCCAUCUCAUUUUUGGAAUAGCCCAAUUUCUUGCAGGAAUUAUGGCAAAUGGAAUCAUUAUAAUAGUAAGUGGCCUUGAGUAUAUCAAGAAGAAAAAGGUGACUGCAUAUGACCUCCUUCUGACCAGUCUGGGAAUCUGCAGAAUUUUUUUGCAAGUGUUAAUACUUGUGAGCAAUGUGAAGCUUUUCUUGAUUAUAGAAUUAUGUAUGGGCCAGGGAGUCUUUAUAUUUUUCUUUUUCGUAAAUGAAAUUAAUCUUUGGCUUUCUACCUUCCUUUGUGUCUUCUACUGUGUGAAGAUUGCCAACAUUGUCCACCCCUUCUUCUUCUGGUUGAAGAUGAGGAUCUCUAGAUUUGUGCCAUGGUGGAUUCUGGCAUCAUUGCUAAUUUCAUCUGCCAUUUCUGUGUGCCACAACCUAUUGUAUUGGCCAGAGGCCAAAAAGGAGCUAAGAAAAAUUUUGGCAGGAAAUAGCACUACCCAAGAUCUUUUCCAGUAUAUGCUUCCUACUCAAAUUCUUGUUGUGGGUUUGGCAAUGCCAUCAUGCAUGUUCAGUGUUGCAUCGUUUAUGCUGAUCUAUUCUCUGUGUAGACACACCAGAUGGAUGAGAAACAUGGCAACUGGAUCCAGAGACCCAAGCACCGAAGCUCAUAUUUGUGCCAUGAAACUGAUAUUUUCCUUCCUUGUCCUCUAUACCUCCUAUUAUGUUGGGGUACUGGUAACAUUUUCUAAAUUUCCCAUAGGGAGUGAAUUUUUGCAGUUUCUUUUGUUCUCAGUGGCUGCCUUAUUCCCCUCUGGACACUCCAUCAUCUUAAUUCUAGGAAAUUCAAAGCUGAAGCAUUAUACAAGAAAGUUUCUGCUGUCUGCUAAGUGGUGUCAGGGAGGAGGUUCAGCACUAGACUCUACAUAG